Molecule: messenger RNA, 787 nt
Organism: Mangifera indica (mango)
Lineage: Eukaryota; Viridiplantae; Streptophyta; Magnoliopsida; Sapindales; Anacardiaceae
Exons: 5
Coding region: 256-687 (143 amino acids)
Source: RefSeq, a predicted model, not a curated record
AUGCCAAAAUGAUUAAAAAAUUGGGUUUAGGUCUUGGGGAUACACAAUUGUUUGUUGGAACUGUGUUGGACUUGCAACGACCCAAAACUACUGUAUAUAUCAUUGACUGAAGCAGCUACAAAUUGGAAAGUGAGUUAUUUCAUUUAGAGUUUAUCAGAAGACGGAUCUUUACACAUAAAGAACCUGCCAUCUGAAGAGAAUUGAGAAGAAAAUAUAUAGAAAGAUUUUUGUGCAGGGCAGCUUCUGAAACCGAAAAUGGCGGCUGCGCCAUCAUCAUCGCCGUCCUCGGAUUCUCGGAACUCAGCUACUCAUCCUAUCCAACCUGAGCGCGAGGUUGGUGAAGUUGCAACUAACAGUGGUGUCUUUGAUGUAUUCGAGAAAAGGCCUGACUCACCUCCCCAACAUUUUCAGGUUCUCAAUAGCAUAGACUAUAUCGAGAAGUACCAAAAAUAUGAAGCUGACUACAAUCGUCGUCUUAUGGCAAAAUACUUCUCGAAGAAGAAUCUAUAUGGGGGAAGUAUAUUUGAGGAAACUAUGACAAUAAAUGGUGAGACAAUAAAGUCAAGCAGGUGGCCUUGCACUCGUUCAUUUGCAGACCCAGUGCAGGCUUUUGAAGAUCAGAGUAGCUGUGCUUCAUCGUCAAUAGCAGAAAAUAUGAAUAAUGUCCCAAAUGGAAGGCAUGGCUGACAAUCAAUAUGUUGCUUUCUUUCAAGGUUAUUGUACGUAAACUGAUGUGGAUGAUGUAGACCAGCAUGUUCUGAGUAGAAACUAAGCAGAACUUUCAUCC